UGUCGCGUUUGUUUCCCUAUCUAAAGAUCACAACCCGUUGUCCGGGUUUUCACAACACAGUCAACGAUACAUCUAAAUCAGGAUUUGUCGUUUCAAUUUAGGCAAGGAGCGUGGAAGCAAUAAUUACUUGAAUCCUAAUGCAUUAUUGCAUCUUUGGUUCUGAAGAGAGGCGAGAGACAAAACCGGGAGGGGAGGGUGAGGAGGGGUGAAGGCAGAACAAACCGGUGUGCCCUGAUAGACGCUGUAGCGACUCGCCCGCACUGCAGAUUAACUCUUAGCACGCCGAGGAUGCACAGGACCGGGCUUUCUCCUUCCGUGAUCCAAGGGUCCAACAAAGAUGGACCUUUGCUCUGCAUCUUCGCUCCGGGGUGAAGUUUCCCCUAGUAGGUACAGAUCUAAGAUCAACUUCCCGUCCCCCAAUCCUAACCUUAGCUAUUAGUGGGGAAAAUGCUAAACUGACCCCAGAUCAGCAUCUAGGGGCAACUUCACCCUACACCUAUAUCUUCAAACUUAGUAAAAGGGUGUUAUCUAUUCAUCCUUACAGGAGGAAGGACAUGAGGUAUCCCUGUUGAUCUGGGCAUACAGUACAAACUUACAAACUCAUCCGCCAGGAACCACACUCUUUGAGAACUGAGAGAAAGAUCAUAUAUCCUCUCUUCAACCUGAGGCCAGGUAAAGGUGAGAGAGGACAAAAGCACAGAAUGUACACAGCACAACUGGAACACACUGUAAACCACUGACUGAACUUAACGCCCUUUCUCAAUGUGGGAAGAGACAGUCAGUGAACAUACCCAAGACUGUCCAUCAAAAACCCAGCUGUUCCUGGCGCCGCCACGUGACCAGGUCCGGCCUUGAGACUGCCAGUCCUGUGUGAGUGGUGACAGUGUGAGUAAAGGUAGCUAGGAGGAGGGGGCAGAAGGCGGGACGUCCCACUCACAGUCAGUGAAGAUCCCAAGACACCCAAGAGACUGUCCAUCAAGACCCAGCCAUUACUGACUUUACAUAGCCACAUAACCAGGUCUGGCCCGGAGACAGCCAGUCCUGUGUGUGUGGAAGUAGCCCAGUGUGUGUGAGUGGGUGGAGGUAGCUAGGAGGAGGAGGAGCCUGUUGUCUUCUCAGGCCGGAUGCAGAACAUCCUCGAGCAGAACUUAGACAUGGCCACGGCUCUGCUGGCGGGGGAGAAGCUGAAGGAGUUGAUUCUGCCUGGCUCUUCCCAGGAUGAGAAGGGAGGCAUGCUGGCCGGCCUCAUGGUCCAGCUCAAACUAGAGCUACCAUUUGACCGCGUCGUCACCAUCGGCACCGUCAUUAUCCCCAUCCUGCUUGUCACCCUCGUCUUCACAAGGAACUUUGCAGAGGAGUCGAUCUACUGCUACACGCCUCACAACUUCACCCGUGACCAGGCCCUGUACGCGCGAGGCUACUGCUGGACAGAGCUGCAUGACGCCGUGCCCGGGGUGGAGCCUGAACUUCGACCUUCGCUGUUCGAGCACAAGUUCCUGCCCUACGCCCUGCUGGCCUUUGCUGGCAUCAUGUACAUCCCUGCUCUGGGCUGGGAGUUCAUGGCCUCCACAAGACUUACCUCCGAGCUCAACUUUCUGCUUCACGAGAUCGACAACUGCUACCACCGGGCGGCCGAGGGCCGGGCCCCUAAAAUUGAGAAGCAGAUCCAGUCCAAAGGACCGGGUAUCACUGAGAAAGAGAGACGCGAGAUCAUCGAGAACGCGGAGAAAGAGAAGAGCCCCGAGCAGAACCUGUUUGAGAAGUACCUGGAGAGACGAGGCCAGAGCAACUUCCUGGCCAAGCUGUACCUGGGGCGCCACCUGGCCAUCAUCUGCCUCAGCUCCAUCCCCAUCUCCUACUUGAGCGCCUACUGGCACCGCCAGCGCCAGAACGAGUUCAGCUGUGCCCUGGGGGAGCCUCCAGACUCCAGCAGCAUCCCAGAGCUGAGGCUCAGCGUCAACUGCAAACUGCCGGCCGUGCAGCUGCAGCGCAUCAUGGCCGCCGUGGACAUCGCCCUGCUGAGCACCAUGAACCUCGUCAUCCUGGUCAACCUGUUGCACCUGUUUGUGGUGCGCAAGUCCAACUUUGUGUUCGACAAACUGCACAAGGUGGGCAUCAAGACGCGGAGGCGCUGGCAGAAGUCCCAGUUCUGCGACAUCAACAUUCUGGCCAUGUUCUGUAACGAGAACCGUGACCACAUCAAGUCACUCAACCGCCUGGACUUCAUCACCAACGAGAGCGACCUCAUGUAUGACAACGUGGUGAGGCAGCUGUUGGCCGCGCUGGCCCAGUCUAACCAAGAUAUCACGCCCACUGUGAGGGACUCAGGCAUUCAGACCCUAGACCCCAAUAUGGACCCCUCUCUCCUGGGGGUAGGGGAGCUGGGAGGGGAGCCGCUGGUCAUCAAACGACCACGCAAGAAGAUGAAGUGGAUCCCCAGCUCCAACCCUCUUCCCCAGCCCUUUAAGGAACCUCUGACAAUGACGCGUUUGGAGAACAGCAUUAAGCCUGAGAAGCCCAAACCGGUGAGGAGGAAAACAGUGGCAGAGAACUACGUCGCUCCUUUAAGCAAGAGCACACAGUACUCUGCUAAAGAUAUGAGCACAAUGGAGAAAAAGCAUAGUCGCAACUUUUCCCUGGAUGUCCACCCGUACAUGCUGACCAUCCGUAAGCCCACCAAAGUAGAGACAGUCAGCACAGAGCCUCUGCCACCAGACCACACCCUGGACGCGGUGUUCAUCGAGGGCACCCACACCAUCGUCCAUGUCUCCGCUUCUAUCACAGAAAAGAAAGGUCGCACUCCAGAGUCCACCAACACAGUCUUCUCUACAAUGACCGUCCCCACCAGCACCUAUAUGAACGGUGCCACUCCCAGCCCCAACCCACCCUUUCUCGCUGACCGCCACCUUACAGAGCCCCUGAUCGAGCAAGAGGAGCCUGAAGAUGCCCAGCCUGCAGUUUUCACUCGGAUCCCUUCCCACCAGCUGCUCAGUAUGCACCAGCUACUCAGUAUGGAGGAAGAGGAGGCUAGAGGACAGGGGGCCAGACUAGCUGAGAGACCCGGGGGGGAACUGAUCUCUGCUGGGGAGUGCUGAGGAGAAGACACACACGUCCCGCCUCGAAAUAUGUAACCCAACACAGCAACAUGUAUGUCGCUCACCACUACCAUGCCUCCACAUGCCAAGCACUGUCUGCCUAAAGCCACCUUGUCCCUCUGACCACACAGUUAUGCUGUGCUCAUACCUCACUACUCCUCUGGUGAAGGCACUGAGUGAAAGUGCUGAUGGUGCUGAACCAGAAUUUGUAGCUGGAGUGAUGAAGAUUUAACAAGAUGGAGCAUAAGAGUGGUUCAAUGUGUUCUGAUCUACCCAUAGUCAUCUGACUGCUCUUAUUCUCUCCACACUUGAUUUGUCCAGGGUGGGGCAGCAAGAAGACUUCACUGAAAUGCAGACAGGAGCACUACCUUUGUAGAUCCUGCACAGUUGAAUGGAGCAUUUGUUGCUCAUGUUGUUGACUUGGAGAGGAAGCAGCUCUUAAUGAAAAAGAAUAGGGAAGACAUACAGUUUGAAGCUUUUUAAACACAUUUUAGAAAAUACCAUCUACAGUGCAUUCGGAAAGUAUUGAGACCCCUUGACUUUUUCCACAUUUUGUUAUGUUACAGCCUUAU
Coregonus clupeaformis (lake whitefish) is the source of this 3667-nucleotide messenger RNA. RefSeq names its product pannexin-2. Lineage: Eukaryota; Metazoa; Chordata; Actinopteri; Salmoniformes; Salmonidae. The transcript has 7 exons. Gene Ontology annotation, biological process: positive regulation of interleukin-1 production; monoatomic cation transport. Gene Ontology annotation, molecular function: channel activity. Bases 1125 to 3095 code for a protein of 656 amino acids. The record is from RefSeq and is a predicted model, not a curated record.